Molecule: messenger RNA, 2836 nt
Organism: Gordionus sp. m RMFG-2023
Lineage: Eukaryota; Metazoa; Nematomorpha; Gordioida; Chordodea; Parachordodidae
Product: serine/threonine-protein phosphatase 1 regulatory subunit 10-like
Exons: 20
Coding region: 152-2653 (833 amino acids)
Cellular component (GO): chromatin; PTW/PP1 phosphatase complex
Molecular function (GO): metal ion binding; protein phosphatase 1 binding
Source: RefSeq, a predicted model, not a curated record
UUAUUUAAACCAUGCUACUUCAAUAUUUAUGAAGAAUAGAGCAAUAUAAUAUAUAAUUAAAAAUUCAUAAUUCUCAUUGCAUGUGAAAUCAAAGUCGAUUAUUUCUCAAAAUUGCUCGCGAUAGCAUUCUUUAAAUUAUUCCGCAAAACAUAUGACCAAAGAUAAUCAAGAUUCCCAAGAUCCGGAAAUGAUAUUAAAUAAGCUGGAACCAUUUUUAGGAGCGAGCGGUAACAUUAAAGACGUCGAAUCGAUAUCCGAAUUACACGGGUUAAUGAAAUACGGAUUCGACAAGCUAGUUUACAAAUGCAUGAUUAUAAACGUUCUUAACGCCACCGAUUCUGAAGACAUAUUAAACAGUUUCGUGCAUCACGGAGAUUGCUGGAAUAUUCUGAAUAAUUGGCUCAAGUCGGCUAAGGAAAAGAACAAUGGACCCUUUAUGCUGGAACUGCUCACCCUUCUAAACAAAUUACCAGUGUCCAUACCUUUGCUCAAGACCAACGAUACGGCUAAAUUUAUCAAACAGCUCGUCAAGGUGGAAUGGACCGGAAACGAAAAAGCACUCAUUAAAUCAUUAGCCAGUGGAAUAGUAACAAACUGGAUGAAUCUGAUACAGGAAACGAAAGUUAAAUCUGAAAAUAGCCUCAGCCCUUCCUCUCGCAUAACGCUCCUCACAAAAAGCUCGAGCGAGGAGACUCGUAAUCUAAAAUCACAUGAUUCUAAUGCGGAUGAGAUCGAGACCAAAAAAGGGAAAAUCGAGAACGAGAAAAUCGAUACCGUCGUUUCCGAUAAACAAGAGACUAAGGAACGGAAGCGGAAAACGGCGAAAACAUUUCAAGCGAAAUUCAGGACAACUGGUAUCGAAGAAGCGUUAGACAAUAAAAUUUCCCUAAACGCCAAAUCCAAUAAUAAAUUGUUGCCGUCCAAAAGAAACUCGGACCCCUUGGUUACUGCCACCAAAAAACUAAAGCCGUUGAACGAAGACGUUAAACAUUCGCAAUCUAGUACACAUGUCAGCAAUUCCAAAAACGGAAACAUCGCUCAGUCCUCCUCCCACCCACUUCUCAUCGAAAGCACGGGAUUCAUGGACGCUCUGGACGUGGCCGCCGUCACAAAAUCGCGCGAAAAACAACGCAAAACUAGCGUCACUUCUCUUAAGCCUUUCCUUAAUCGAGACGAUGUGCAAACAAUUCCCAAGACUCUAAAAUCCGGGACCGAUAUGGAUGAAUUGACCCUUAACACAGCCGAAUUGUCCUUUUACAAAGAUGUUCCACUGCAAACUUUUAGCCAAAUCCUCUCAGAUGAUAACGCAAAUCUAGUAAAAAUGGAUGAGAGUUCCACAGCCAUAAGUGUCUUUGAUCCUGACGCAGAAAAUACUCUUUCUAAUCCCGGCUCUGGACAUUCAAACGAGGGUCGUGUUAAAGGCAUCACUAAGGGAAUUCUUUUUUCCGCUCGCGACAUUUCCGGCGACGGGACCCGCUCUGCCAAAAAGAACGUUAAAUGGAAACCGGAACCCGAAAUCCAAAGUUUUUAUUACUUCGAGUCCGACGAAUCGGAAAGAGGUUACUUUUGCCCAGAUCAACAAACCCCCAGCGAUGACACCGACCAUACUGCUUUCGCUCGUCUAAAACGCAACGAAUUGGCUUUAGAACGUAGGGCCAUGCUUGACCAUAAACGCAAAAUAAUUGGUCCCACUUUAGAAACCAUCCCUUGGCGGAUGCCACAACUUAUAAGCGGUAUUACCCCGCUCUUGGCCUGCCCCGGAACAAAUAGCCGAGAAAGAAGAUUGGCACAAUUUGAACAAGCUUCGGAUGACCCUUCUCCCGCCGACUUAAUCGCCUCAAAAAUCCUCCAUCUACCUACCCUUAUCCCACUCGAAGAUCCAAACAAUCCCGAUAACAUAAUGGACUACAGAAAUUAUCAGCUGCUUACUAAAAAGACACCGCAUAAUAGGUUUGUCAAUGGUCCACAUCCAACUCUUCAGCCGCUUAACCCUCCCGGAAACAAAGGCAGCCUCCCCACAACAAUUAAUAAAUCUCGGGGCAGCGGCAACAUCAACAUGGAGGGUACAAUUCCUCUCCCCAAUUUUUUGAAUAAUAACAUGGCACACAAUUACAGCUAUCCCUUGCCACAUCUAAACAUGCCGCCUCAUCUUUCCUCUUUCACAUCUCAAAUGGGUUCGAUCGUCCCACAGCAACAGUUAGCUCAACAAUCGAUGCAACAACAACAGUUUGUCAACACUGUAAAUCCACAAGGCGUAUUAGCUCAACAACAUAUGAUCAAUGCCGCCCGUCCUAGUGCUAUGAUAUCGAAUCAAGAUAUGAUGAUAAGUCCUUUACAAAACGCUGGUCUCACCAAUAACCUUGCGUACAUGCAAUUUCAAUCCCUAAACCCAAAUCAGAUGCAAAUGCAUUUACUUCAACGCAUGCAACUUAUGAAAAGACAACAAUUACAGUUUCAGCAUACUGCCACCAAUAAUUCUAACAAAUUGCGGGAAAUUUCCAAAGACGAAAAGACCGUUAAAAAAUCUCGCUCAAACGAAUCUAAUCAUUCCACCCUUCAUCCCAAUCACAAAAAACAGCCUUGCAAAUUUUUCGCUGCUUCUGGGGGUUGUAAAUUCGGGAAAAGUUGCACUUUUAUACAUUCAAAAGAAUAAAGAUUUAGACAAAAAAAAAUUGUAAUAAAUCUAAAGCGGGAGGUGCAUUAUUUAUUGUCCAUGAUUAUUCUUUUUCAAGCGAAUUUGGUUGCAAUGCAUUACAAGUAUUUAAUAGUCAUCUUCUAUUGUCGAAGAAAGAAAACGUAUCCCUGUUUUCAUAAUAGAUCACACACACAUUUGUUA